Volvox carteri f. nagariensis is the source of this 681-nucleotide messenger RNA. RefSeq lists its product as uncharacterized. Lineage: Eukaryota; Viridiplantae; Chlorophyta; Chlorophyceae; Chlamydomonadales; Volvocaceae. The transcript is spliced from 4 exons. Bases 1 to 681 code for a protein of 226 amino acids. The record is from RefSeq and is a predicted model, not a curated record.
AUGGGCACAGCACAGCACAGCGAUCAGCGAUCAGCACAGCACAGCGAUCAGCACAGCACAGCUCAGCAGCGCACGGCACCCUCCAGCCCAGUUGUACAUUUUCGUAUGGGCGGGUGCACGGCUGCAGCGGUAGUCAGCAGUCAAGGCAGCCGGGUGAAGCUGACGCCACAGACCUUGAAAAAAACAGGCAUGCGGAGGUGGAGCUGCGCGUCAGAUAUCGCGCCUGUAACUGUAGGCUUUAUGAGCGAAACGAAAGAAAACCAAAGUUUUCUGUGUAUUUGCCGAGCUUCAGAAGCAGAGUCGCUCGGUAACCAGGCUCGCCCCCUCCCACGGAAGCAAGCACUAACUUUCCUGCCUGCAGGUACCCCUCCGUCUGAACGACCCCUAAGCGGGGUUGGAAUCCACAGCAUCCACAUCGAACACGUACGGGCCAAGGAAGGGCAUCUGUACCCGGACAGGAAAACACAGCACAGCGAGGCGUGCAUGGGGUAUCAGGGGGUUUCACAGGGCGGUGUGCAGCCAUCACAAGCCUCUCUUCCUGCUGCUUUCCUGCCUUCCUGCAGCCUCCCUAUCCACAAUCACAUCGGCCCUCUACCUACUUACCUACCGGGGUACCUACCUCUACAUAUGCAAAUAACGACCGGCGUCAUGAUCAAGCGGCCGCCACACCCUAUUACCUAG